AUCUGUUUUCUUUCCAGUCCCGUCUCCCUGCACGCACGACUGACGGCCUCUACGUGUGUGUGUAACAUCCGGGGCUGGGACAAGGAUGAACGCCAAUUUCCAAGAUGGCGGCGGAGGGAGGAGGGAAGGAGACGAACGAAAUUAAAACUCAGUUCACCACACGGGAAGGCGUCUACAAGCUCCUCACUCACUCUGAAUACAGCCGCCCGAACCGGGUGCCUUUCAACUCGCAGGGCUCCAACCCCGUCAAGGUCUCUUUCGUCAACGUGAACGACCAGUCCGGCAACGGCGACAGGAUCUGUUUCAAUGUGGGCCGGGAACUGUACUUUUACAUCUACAAAGGCGUGAGAAAGGCUGCUGAUCUCAGUAAACCCGUAGACAAGAGGAUAUACAAAGGCACGCAGCCGACAUGUCACGACUUCAACCCCCUUACAGCGACAGCAGAGAGCGUCUCCCUGUUGGUAGGCUUCUCAGCCGGUCAGGUGCAGCUCAUUGACCCGAUCAAGAAGGAAACCAGCAAACUCUUCAAUGAGGAGAGACUCAUCGACAAGUCGAGAGUAACAUGCUUACGAUGGGUUCCUGGUUCAGAGAGCCUGUUCCUGGUGGCUCACUCCAGCGGCAGCAUGUACCUGUACAACGUGGAAAACACCUGUGGCACCACCGCCCCUCACUACCAGCUCCUCAGGCAGGGGGACAACUAUGCCGUACACACUUGCAAGAGCAAGUCGGCCCGUAACCCCCUGCUUCGCUGGACAGUCGGUGAAGGGGCGCUGAAUGAGUUUGCCUUUUCUCCGGACGGCAAGUUUCUGGCUUGUGCGAGCCAGGACGGCUUCCUACGAGUGUUUGGCUUCGACGCUGCAGAGCUCCACGGAACAAUGAAAAGCUACUUCGGUGGCUUGCUGUGUGUGUGCUGGAGCCCUGACGGGCGGUAUAUCGUGGCGGGAGGGGAGGACGACCUGGUGACCGUGUGGUCGUUCUCGGACUGCAGAGUGAUCGCGCGGGGCCAGGGUCACAAGUCGUGGGUGAGUGUGGUGGCGUUUGACCACUGCACCACUAGCGUCGAGGAUGGUGACCUACCUGCCGAGUUCAGCGGGAGUGAUGAAGACUUUCACGAGCAGAUUCACAUGGGGGCAGGCAGAGAGAGGGCCAACAGCUCCCACUCUAGGCUUUCUAAGAGAAACUCUACGGAAAGUAGGCCGGUCAGCGUGACGUACAGAUUUGGCUCAGUGGGGCAGGAUACUCAGCUGUGUCUGUGGGACCUUACAGAGGACAUCCUUUUCCCUCACCUCCCCUUAUCUCGCACAAGAACUCACACUAACGUGAUGAGUGCCACAAGCCCUACAGCCACUGGACAGACAGUUACCACCGUAUCCAUCACCUCCGCCACCAAUUCCAGCGGCACCAAUACUAAAGACAACGUGAGCAAUAGUAGCGCCACUGGCAACCCAGCUAACUCACUUCCCGACACCCUGCCCCGCUCCAACAGCCUCCCCCAGGCCACCAACCCAGCCGGAGGCAGCACCCCCAACAGCCACACAGGGAGCAGCUGUAGCAGUAACAGCAGUAAGGGCAACAGCAUCAUCGAAAGCUCCUUUAUCGCCAACAAGUUCGCAACGCUGUCUCUGCACGACUCGCGAAAGGAGCGCCAUGAGAAGGACCACAAGCGAAACCACAGCAUGGGUCACAUCAGCAGCAAGAGUAGCGACAAGCUCAACCAGCUCAGCUCCUCGCGGACGGCAAAAGCCGAGGCAGCCAAGACUCUAGGCACGACGCUGUGCCCGCGCAUGGAGGAGGUUCCCCUGUUGGAGCCGCUGGUGUGCAAGAAGAUCGCCCACGAGAGACUCACUGUCUUAAUCUUCCUGGAGGACUGUCUGGUUACAGCUUGUCAGGAGGGUUUCAUUUGCACAUGGGCAAGGCCUGGUAAAGUGGGCUUAUCUCAAAACAACCCAGCCAACUCUCCCAGUGGAACAGUAGUAUAGACACGUUGCCGGUGCUGCCGGCUGAUCCAUGCAACAGAGAUGGGAAUGUCCAAGCCCAGUGUGUGGCCCUUCACACACUGUCACACAGCUAUUGACCUUCUGUUUCCGUGUCAUAUUCAUCACUACUGCUACCCCAAAGUUGUCCCCCCUCAUGUUAAGGAAUCUGAUGUUGAUUGGGGCUCAAGGGAUUUUUAUUGGUAGUUAAAAAGUGUGUGAAUGGAUCAUUGUUACAUCUUUGGUUAUAUCAAAUUGUCUAGUCUGAAGCUAACAAACUCUAAUACCCAAUCUCUUGUGCCUAUAGAUGUUCAAAGACUAGACACAGUGACGUGAUGAUGCCUCAACCCAAUCUUUACUUAUGGGUUUAGUUUGGUGACUUGUUUGUUUUGAUGUACCCCAAAAUAAAAGGGAAUAAGAUCACUUUGAGGAGGCUGCAACAUAUCCCUGAAACGAUUUCUUGUUCUUCCCUUAGAAAUAUUAAAAUCUGAGGUAUCACACAGAGUGAAUUUUGCACACAUUUCCCUUCCUUUCGUACUCGUUCAAUAACUCCCCCUCCAGCCCCCCCGUUUUGAAUUUGUGACGGCAGAACGCAAGCGCAACUUUUCACAUCUCUUUUUGAAGCACUUGGAGGAAGAAAAAAAAAAACAAAAAAACGGCUUAUCGUUGUUCUCCGUCUCAACGUUAGAUGCUGCAAUCAGUUUUUUUUGUAUGGAAAACAAAUUCUUUGCACUUAAUAGUUUAUUAGAGGAGAAUGGCUUUACUGUUUUUGGAGUGUGUCAGGAUUCUGACAAGGUUGAGGUAAAACAAAAAAAAAAGAAAAAAAAAAGAAGCAAACUUUGUAUCUAUUGAACAUUUAUUUUAUUAUUGUUUCAGAUUAAACUGUCUUCUGUAUUAUA
Molecule: messenger RNA, 2872 nt
Organism: Gambusia affinis (western mosquitofish)
Lineage: Eukaryota; Metazoa; Chordata; Actinopteri; Cyprinodontiformes; Poeciliidae
Gene: wdr20b
Product: WD repeat domain 20b
Exons: 4
Coding region: 105-1979 (624 amino acids)
Molecular function (GO): protein binding
Source: RefSeq, a predicted model, not a curated record